CGCGCGACCGGGGCGUGAUAUCCGAGGCGCUGGGCGACGCCGCCGCCGCCGCCGCGCGGGUAUAGAGGAAUCGCGCGGCGAGCGCGGCGCGCGUUCCACCCCUCUUCCGAGGGACGCGGCGCCCUCGGAGGAGGAUCGCGCCCCCGAUUUUUCCGAGUCGCACACGAGGGGCUCUCGUCGCGGUACGCUGGUCGCGUGCGGGCCCCGGCUUGACGUGCCGAGGGUGCGAUUCGAUUAUCGAUCACGGAUCCGCGAGGGAGCAGCGCGCGCGGCGCGAGAAUGCCCGCGGAGGAAGCGACGUGGAAUCCGGCCGCGGAGUCGGGACUGCGGGAAACGGUGCCGGUUCGAUAGAUUGAUGGACCUGCCGACGAGAAUCCGAUCGCGUCCGCCACCAUGCAUCUGCACUUCGAGAAGAACAGCAACGCCAAGUGCGACUGCAAUAUCUUGUCGCUCAGCUGGAUGGGGAAAGUGCCGGACGAGUCGCCGGAGGACGAAGGAUGGCAGCUCGAUCGUAUAAAUUACUAUCAAGAAGGAUGGUUAGCCACCGGCAACGCCCGCGGCUUGGUAGGAGUGACUUUCACCACGUCGCAUUGUCGCACCAGAGUCGCGGAACUUCCACUCAGGGCGAAUUACAACCUCCGGGGGCACCGUAGCGAAGUGAUACUUGUCAAAUGGAACGAACCCUACCAAAAGUUGGCCUCGUGCGACAGUUCGGGUGUAAUCUUCGUCUGGAUCAAAUACGACGGGCGAUGGAGUAUAGAAUUAAUCAACGACCGAAACACACCUGUUACGCAUUUCUCCUGGUCCCACGACGGCCGCAUGGCUCUUAUAUGUUACAGGGACGGCUUUGUGCUGGUCGGCAGCGUCGCCGGUCAGAGGUACUGGUCGUCGAUGCUCAACGACAAGGCGACGAUAACUUGCGGCAUUUGGACCCCGGACGACCAGCAGGUCUAUUUCGGGACGACCGCGGGCCAGUUAAUCGUGAUGGAUGUUCACGGAGCUAUGGUGUCGGAGGUGCAAUUAGCGGCCGGGGUUACGUCGAUGGCCUGGAGCGCCGAGAAGUUCACGAUGGAGGAGGAUGAGACGUGCGAUCGGUCUCAGAAAGAUGACCGGAACUACGUGCUGGCCGUCUGCCUCGCCGACGGCAACAUCGUUAUGCUACGGUCGUUCGAUGACGUGUCGCCGAUUACGAUACGCAGCAAUCUGAAGCCGCCCUUGCACGCCGAGUGGAGCAACUCGAGGAAACUGUUGGCCAUCGCCGGCACGAAGGAGUCGUUCGACCAGGCCAGUUCGCAGGAGUACACGAAUCUCCUCAAGUUUUACUCAGUCAACGGCACUCUCGUAUACACGACGGAGGUCCCGUACACGCAGUGCCCCGUAUCGGCGUUGACGUGGGGCCACAACGACAGGCGGCUCUUCGUGGCGACCGGAGCGCGGGUCCACGCCGCAUGGGUCUCCAGGAGGGUCGGCUCGCUCCAAUUGUUGUCGAGGCUGGCGGUGAGGGCGGCUCUCACGAGGGAAUCGAGUGUUCAACAUCUUCCAUUACCGCCGCGAUUGAGGGCCUCGGUGGCCGCCCUUUUCGCUAAUACGAUACGAUGCUCUGUACCGGAGCCGAGAGAGCUGCGACGCUUCGUGUCAAGGCCGCCGCCGGGAGGCAGCCGGUUGCACUGCACCAUGCUCCGACACGCCGUGGAGCCUGUGCCUUGCUACACGCUGUAUCUAGAGUACCUAGGUGGUCUCGUGCCACUGCUGAAGGGCAGACGGACCAGCAAGAUCCGGCCGGAAUUCGUGAUAUUCGAUCCGCAGAGUCAAGAGACUCUGCAGGUGUUCGACGAUUUGUCGCAGUGCCCGUCGUACAGCGACGGCUCGGACACCGAGAAGGAUACCGCGGAUCUGUGCGGAUCACCCCGCUACAGGAAGAAGAACAGGAAGAGACGGGAGGAGAGGACGGGCGACGAAACGACGGAGCGGGAGGAGAAGCCGAACGAUCUCUCGUACGUGGAUACGUUGCCAGAGCACGCGAGGCUGGUCGAGGUAACGUCGAACAUCUGGGGCACGAAAUUCAAGUUUCACGGCUUGGCAGAUUCGGUUCCCGCCAACCUAGGUCAGGUAACAUAUCGAACGUCGUUGCUGCACCUGCAACCCAGGCAAAUGACGCUGGUAAUGACGGAGCUCCGGGACGACUUGCCCUCCGGUCCAGAUCCGACGUUCAACCCCAAUCUGUUCUCCGAGGACGAGGAGGAGUCGUACCAGGAGGCAAGCUCGCGGGCCACGCCGGAGGCGCAACCGCCGCCGAUCGCGCCGAUGACCCCCCGUAACGCUCGGCUGAACCACCCGAAUCGACCCAAGUCUCAGAUUUCGAAUCAGUUCCUGGCGUCGGAGGCCCUGCCGACGUCGCUGGGGAAGAUCGAGAGCUACGAAAGCGAGUACGUCCCGUAUGUGGAUCUGCAGGACAUGGGCAAUCUGUACGAGAACAUCAGAAACGCCCCUACGAACACCUACCGGACGCCGCCGAGGCACAAUCCGCCGAGGUGCUGCGACGUGCCGGCCUUGCAGUCGCCGAAAAACGCGGUUGCGCCCACGCAAACGCUAAUAGCGACCUCGAACGCGGGCGCCGACUACGCCGGCAGCAUUCAGAGGAUGAAGAACGCCCUCGCGGAUCAGCAGGCGGGCAUGGCGACGAAGAAGGAACUGGAGAACAAUAAGCUCAAUCAAAUCUCCCAGGACGACAAACCGUGCCUGACGUCGGCCUGCGCGACGAACAUCAUUUCCGUGUCCAUGCAAAACGGUCAGGCCUUGAACGCGGAGGCGUCGAGCAGUCGAUACAUCUCUCAGGGCCCGGUUUUGAACGGUCUGGAGAAUAUCGAUUGCGCCUCGGCGCAGACCGUGUAUCUGAAUGGUCUAAAUAAUAUGGGGUGCGCGAGCAACGUUCUGACCACGCCGCACCCCGUCAGCGGCGUCCAGACCACGAUGUCGCCGAGCGCUCAUAGUUUUGUACAUAGUAAGAAUAAUCAAAAUAACGGCUCGAGUACGGCAGUCGUCAAUACGACGUCUUCGAAUAGCGCUCAAGUCGGGCAAGCCUCGAGUCUAGCUCUUAAUAAGAACGGCAUACACGGAGUUGUUUCGCCGGCGUGUUCCUAUCAGUUCCCGGAGAAUAUCGAUCAGUGCUUCGGGUCGUCGUGUUCGCAGUGUUUCUCAAAGCACAAAGACCCCAAGUGCCACGUGUGCUACGGAAAGACGAAUCCCGGCUACGUCAACGCCGGGACGCUCGUUAAACUAGACGAGGACUUGAUGCGAUUCAGCGACGACGAGGCACGCGGCGGUAUAGAGGCGUUGGAGCAGUCACGUGGCGUUCAUAGAACUCCGACUGUCAUCAGCAUCGGCCCGAUGUGCUCCAACGACUCGAUAGUGCGUAGCUGCAGCGUCGGAUACCUGGACCUGGUGGACGCCCAAUUAGUCCCGUGCGACGUAGCCCUGCGAAUGCUGCGCAGAGACGCGCCGAACAAGAGGCUGGUGCUGGUGUCGCGGAAAACGAAACGGCGGAAAAGGGCCAAGCCUCAGCACGACGUGAGCCAGCCGAGCUCGAAGCCGCCCAGGCUCCGCAACUGCGGCAAGUCCAAGAGUCUCGAUUCCAGCGACAUAUUUCCGAGUAACGAGCAGAUAUCCUCCCCGCCGCAACUGCCGGAACACGUGGAGGAGGCAACGGGGCCGAUCAAUUCCGAGGUUACCGAGAAUGGCGUGGCGGAGCGCAACGAAUCGGCAGAUUCGCCGAAGGAUAAGACGCGCGAGAUUGCCGACAAACGCGAGGAAGGUAACGAAAGUAACGUCGCUCGUGAGGCUCAGACUAGGGAGAAACCGGGCCGAUUGGAGGCCGCCGCGUCACCCGUCAAAGGAUCGAGCCCGAGUGGGUCCUUCGCUUCCUCGCUCGACGGUCUCGCCGCGAGACUUCGCGAUUUCGACGAUAAUCAUUCUUUGCCACCUCCUUCUCCUCGACCAUCCUCAAGAUUACCGAGAAGCUCACCUAGUAGCCCAGCACCAUCUAAGAAAGGCAAGAGACCGGCGUCGGCCUCUCCGAUCCGAAGGAGACUCUUGUCAAGUCCGUUGCUGAACAGAAGAAUGAGAAAGAGUCGCGGCGAGAGCUCGGAUGAGGAAGGACUCCUUCAGGACGAUUCGUCGACGGCGAGUUAUCGGGACCUAGAAACGUUCCAGAAAGCCCAGCUACGUCAGAAGCUCAAGCAGAGAGGAAUGGGAAUUUCUGGCUCCAAGCCGGAAGCGAUAAGGCGCGAUGCACAAUUGGUGAUGCACAACAAGGCGCCCAUGUGGAACGAGUCCAGUCAAGUGUACCAACUCGAUUUCGGCGGUAGGGUGACUCAAGAAAGCGCCAAGAAUUUUCAGAUCGAGUUCAGGGGCAGACAGGUGAUGCAAUUCGGAAGAAUAGACGGCAACGCGUACACGUUGGAUUUCCAAUAUCCGUUCAGCGCUUUGCAGGCGUUCGCCGUUGCCCUGGCGAAUGUCACGCAACGGCUUAAGUAACUGUCGCUCUCCAACACGUCUAAAUUAUACAGUGAACAAUUAUAAGAAGCUGCGAGAUGAAGCCUGCACUCGAAGACGUUUAACAGUCGAGGAGUCGCGGAAGAGUUGGAGCCUCAAUGAACAGGAACGAAAGUUCGCGGGAAGUUUCGGUCGCCGGGAUCGUGCGAGACUUGGUUCGCCAGUUCGCGAAUUGUCCAGUGAGAAUGUAUCGGUGAAUGUCUUUCGACGGCGCUGAAUUUUUCAACCGCGCGUCGAUCCUAAGCCACGGCCGGAAGGGAUCGCGCAGCCGGAAAUCGCUGGUGCUUGCCGAAGCGGGCAAAUCGAUGUGCAAUGGGAUUUACGCUAAUUCGCGAAUGCGGUUGCGAGCGGUUUGAAUUUGAGCGGAACACAAAGAUUUUGCGGCAGCUAUGUAACGUUUCGUUGAACGCUUCUUCGUCGUACCGUCCAAAAUAUUUCGUUUCUCCCAACUUCGAGCGCUCAUUUUGUAUAGUUUAUGCGACACGUUGGAGUCUAGUGACGCUGUUAAAGGUUCACCUCGUUCAUUUUUGCGGUCCGCCGGGUGUGUAUUCGAAUUUUAUAUACAUAUACUAUAUGCUGACAGACUCGCGCGUGCGGGCGACAGUUUCAUGUUGUUCAAUUAAAUGUUUCUUAACGCGUAUGGUGGAAAUAACGAUAAUAAUAGUAACGAUAAUGAUAACGAUAAUAAUAUUAAUAAUAAUAAUAAUAACGAUAAUAAGAGUAACGAUAGUAACGUAACAUUUGACGUCCGGCCUGUAACGUGGUCUUCGCCAUUAAUGAUAACAGGACAGACUAAUCCUAAGGAGAGGGAUUGAAAGGUCACGGCGAGCGAAAGUAUGCACGUGUAUAUGCGAGUGUAUGCAGCGAGAUAAACGUCGUUCUAAGGGUCUAUCCAGACAAACUUGCAUAGCGCGUAAACGUAUGCGCAUGGAAUCGCGUUGGACCAUAACUGCACGCAUAAGGUCAAUCCGUUUCUUUAUGGAUGCGCUUGAGCACCUGUGCAAGUUUGUCUGGACCUUGAUACUUUAAUCCUUAAUCCUUAGUCGCAUGAUCACCGUGGUGCUCACUUCGUCGGUCCCGAUAUCGCGAACGCGAUCGAUAUCAGGCCUAUUAGGUACAAAGAGUGCUGCUACCCCGGUCGAGCGACGAGAGGGGCGUCCGAAACAGAAAGGACGUAACGUCGCGUAGGCAUGUAACGCCACAGCGUGCAGAUCGUCGAGGCAGUAACGCGAGAUACCGCCGUGCGAAUUUCAGGAUCGCGCAAUCCGCGACGGACGGACUCGAGGCUCUCUCGUAUCGUUUUUUCAAAAUGCAAAUUCGAGACUCCUUUCAAACGCCUAUGCAUUAACGAUACCGAAAUGUCCGAGUACCAAGUGCAAGUAUCCACGUGCUCGAGCCACAAACUUCUAUAACUACUAGACUCUUGCCUCGCUUUUCAGCUCGAAGGUAGCGGUCUGCUAGUAUGUAGAAGUCCGUGGUUCGAGCACGUGCUACCCGCGGAAGUGAGCGUCUGCUUAUCGUCCAAGUGUACGGUGACGGGCAAAAUGGUCGUAGCACUUUUUAAACGAAUUUAAGAACGCGCGUGUAGAUUCAGGGAUUCGAUCGUGAAUCUUUUCCUCUAGCGUGAACUCGUGCAAAGUGAAAACUUUCAUUGACGAAUAUUGAAUUCUUCAAUGAAACUUUUCACUUGUCACGAGUUCACGCUAGAUGAAAAGAUUCGUGAUCGAGCCCCUGGGUUACGUUCCAAGACAUUUUCUCUGAGGAAAAUUUUACUCGAGAAAUAGACCGGAAACGCUCCAAAUGGUUUGGAAUGGCCAUCGAGUAAAACGUUCCUCGACAAGAAGAUUUUGCCACGUAAACCUCAAUCUAAGUGCACUUAUUUAAAAGAAAAACGUGUCGCCAUUAUGUCCAUCACUGUACCGACAAUUCGCGAAUAUUCUGACACCUGGACCAGUUACAGUCCGUUUCUGAGAACUUCGGACAUCCUGGUAUCUCAGCACUGAAUAUCAUCCUACUUUACACCGCGUCUUCACGCUGCAUUUGUAUACUGAGAAAAAGUUUCAUUCGGAUAAACCAAUCAAGCAGCGUUUCCGAUAGUUAAUAUUUCCGAUUAAAUUGCGGAUACGUUCGAUAAAAUGCAGUUACCGAUGAAAUUUU
Molecule: messenger RNA, 6708 nt
Organism: Vollenhovia emeryi
Lineage: Eukaryota; Metazoa; Arthropoda; Insecta; Hymenoptera; Formicidae
Gene: Tusp
Product: tubby-related protein 4
Exons: 15
Coding region: 394-4533 (1379 amino acids)
Molecular function (GO): protein binding
Source: RefSeq, a predicted model, not a curated record